Molecule: messenger RNA, 4182 nt
Organism: Populus nigra (black poplar)
Lineage: Eukaryota; Viridiplantae; Streptophyta; Magnoliopsida; Malpighiales; Salicaceae
Exons: 3
Coding region: 468-1670 (400 amino acids)
Cellular component (GO): 90S preribosome
Source: RefSeq, a predicted model, not a curated record
GUUAUCUGACUCUAUUCAGAAAGAGAUCUUCAUGGGGCUUAUGGGCCACGAACUGGCACCCGCUAGACAUGCUUGGUCGCAUUUUGCUCCAAUUACAGUAGUUGGAAGUUGGAACUACAACUACCCACCUUGACACCUUGUAUAUGUGUGUGCGUGUCCUAAAAUCAUAAAUGGGCCAUCCAUUGUUUAUAUUAGAGGAGGUAUUGUUUAGCCCAAUAUUCUCUCAGGUUAAUCUUUACUUACUCAGCCCAAAUCGUCCAUCAAACUCAGCCCAUCUCUACUCCACUCUGAACCCUGAAGUUCAUCUUUAAAAUACACAAAACCCUAACCUCAAACUGCUAGCUAUCCUCUCUUCAACCCUAAAUCACACGCGUACUGCUUGUUCACACUGCACUGAUCUGAUAGUGAUAACCAACAGCAACUUGCAGGUUUACCUCCCCUUCUUCAACUGUCACCGUCUGUCCAUUAUGGCAGCCCUUCCAACACCAUCUGGUUUUAGCCCCAAAACCGUGGAGAAAGCUGUGAACGCUCUCCUCAAAUGGAGAUCAUCCAAAUUGAAUACCCAAAAGCCUCAACUACUGGAACAUGACGAGUUUGUCUACCUUAUCUUAACCCUCAAAAAGAUCCCACAUAAGGGUGUCAGCCGCAUCAACGCCCACAAAAUCCCUCUCCCUUGCCCCCUAACCAACCCUCUAACUGAAGCCCCUGAGCUCUGCUUAAUCAUCGAUGACAGACCCAAAUCAGGCCUCAAUAAAGAUGCUGCCAAGAAGAAGGUUCAAAACGACAACAUAUCCAUCUCCAAAAUCAUCAAGAUUUCCAAGCUCAAGACCGAUUACCGUCCUUUUGAGGCCAAGAGGAAACUCUGUGAUUCUUAUGAUAUGUUCUUUGCUGAUAAAAGGGUGGUUCCUCUCUUGCCUAAGAUGUUAGGGAAACAGUUUUUUAAGAAGAAGAAGAUUCCGAUGACUUUGGACUUGAAGCACCAAAAUUGGAAGGAGCAGAUUGACAAGGCGUGUGGGUCUGCCUUGUUGUUCCUGAGGACUGGAACUUGUAGUGUGGUGAAGGUAGGGAGGGUUUCGAUGAGUAGAGAGGAGAUUUCCAAAAAUGUGAUGGCUGCUGUUAAUGGGAUCGCGGAGAUUGUGCCCAGGAAGUGGGGUGGUAUUAGGUCUUUCCAUUUGAAGUUGCUUGAUAGCCUGGCUUUGCCUGUUUAUCAGGCAGUUCCUGAUUUGAAGUUGAAGAUUGAUGGUAGUGCAAAAGAGCAGGAGGAGGAGGAUGUGGUCGCUGAGGAGGAAGAUAAGGUUAAAGAGGGGAAAAUUGGGAAAAAGAAGGGAAGGAUACAUGAGGUUAGAUAUAUGGAUAAUAACGAUGAUGGUCGGGUUGUUGAUGAGGAUGAAUUGGGGAGUGUCUUUGAAGGGGAUAUUGAUAACCAUGCUGAUUAUGAUGUUGAAAAGGGCAGUGAUGAAUUAUUGAAUAAGAAGAGAAAGAUGGGAGAUAAUGAAGGGAAAGGUGAGAAGAAGGUAGCUAAAUUGAAGAAAGAAGAUGGCUUCAAGCAAAAGAAAGCAAAGAAUGAAGAUGUUACCAAGCAAAAGAAGAUAAAGAAAAAGGCUUUGGCUUUAGAGAGUGGGGGAAUGCAAGUGAAGGAUAACAACAAGAAGAAAAGAUUGGCUGCAUAAUGAUUGAAUGCCGCUUCCUGGAGAGUCGACACAAGGAAAUUUGCUGCUUGCUUAAUUUGGAGAGAAUCAGUGCAUGGUUGUAUGCCUGUCCUUCUAGCAGAUUUGGUCUGAGGUUUUAAUUAUGAAAAUGCUCUCAUGGUAAUCUGGUGGGAGUAAAUAUAAUUUCAGAAAGAAAAGACAGCCGCAGAAGAACAAGAAAAAAAAUACUUUCAGAAAGAAGAAGAGGAAGGCAAUAUUCAUUAACACUUUCCAGGUAAGGCAUGGUUAAGCUACUGUCUUCCACUAUCUACACGUUAAACUCUGUUGCUUAUUGGGCUUGGAAACAUUUCAGAUCUUGUACAUAUCAGAAAAGAAGCUGAUAAGCAGAAAUUACGGACUUCGAUUCCCUAAAUUCUGGUAAAAAAUAUGCACAGAAAAGAAAGAAGGGAUUGAAACUUCCUGUAGAUUCAGCAACUGAAAGUAUUUGUGACUUGCUAAUAUGAGCCAAAAAAACAACAUUCUGAAAAUGAAUCAAUGCUCCCAUUUAAAACACCCAUGACUUGUCAGUAAACAAUGCAACACAGAAGAAGAGAAAGAUUGCGAAACAUUUGAAUUGACUUUACAUUUGUCACAAACACAGUUCUCAUCUUGGUAUCUUCUUCUGCAUGAAUUUUUCCAUCUGCAAAUGCACAAGGUAAUAAAAUUUAAUGCAUGAAGAUAUCCACUAAGAACAAUGGAAAACUCAACAAUCAUUGUCAACUUGUCAAGCAAGAUAAAAAAGGAGGAUGAUCUUUAUUAUUUGAAUCUAGAAAGCAGAAGGGAAAUCUUGGAGAUCCAUAUAAGAUGGCAAAACACCAAGUUGUAAUCCUAAACCAGCUGGGCUCAGCUUAAUUAGAUGAUAGAUUGGAAUCAGCCACUGAAACAUUGAAACCAAAAAAUCUACACUUUGACAUUAUUAUGGAACUCUUUAUUUAAAAUGAUUCUCCUAAAUUAAUAUAAGACCACAUCGUUCAUGAAGAUACAAGUUGCAUCACCAAUGCAGAAUUAAUUUGAAUGGAAAAUCAGACAUGGUGUGCAUUUAUUUCCUAAUCUAUGAAAUGUGUUCAUUCUUUACUCAUGUUAGAUCCCAGAUUGCUCCUAAGGAAAAGAAAAGUGCAGCAUACACAGGUCAAAAGUGUUCAGGUUCCCCUCUUCAAAAUUAAUCAGCUUCCACCCUCCAUUCUCCUUUCCUUUCUUACAAAGACAGGCAUCUAUUCCAUUUUCAUUGCCCUAUCUCUGUGCAUAGUCUUUUUUUUUCUUUUUUUCUUUGAGGUGCCAUGUAAAGGCUCUGUGUGUGUGGUGCAGGAGAAGUGAUCAAGUUAUGGAAAUAACCUACCGGAACAUGACAGUAAAUUGGACUUUCCAUCUUUCUCCAUCUCAACUUGCUUUAACCGAAGCUUAGACAUUUCCAAUUCAAUUUUAUGUAGUUUCUGUUUCACAUCUAGCACUUCCUGCAAAACAAAAGGCUUUCAAAGCUUCGACACACUGAUCACAUGUUCUCAACGUAUUUUAGGGGAGUGAGAUAAGAAGGAAAUCGACAUUUAGAAAAGUAAAAUCCUCUCUUAGUUGCUGUUUCCCAUAGCCUAAAGCCAGACCUCAACACUCAUGCAGCAUUUAUCACCAAUUAGCAACGGUUUUGAAGGCAGUAACAUACCGAGAUCAAAUUUGGAGUAGCUUUAGAAUCUUCUUUUAUCAUAUUUGACCUUUUAGAAAAUUGUGAAAAAUCUAGGCACUGAAGCUCCUUCCUGCUACAGCCAGCCAAAGCAUCCUGAUCAUCCAGUUAUUGCAUACAAGAUGGCAUAUAAAUUGGCUGCAUAUGUGGCACCUGAUGUGGAGGGUUGUGGAUUUCUAAAAGCUGGUUCCCUUCUGGGUAUAAGCUGAUUAAAUAGCAUGUUGCAGCUACUAUGGACGAUCUGCUGUACAAUGAGGCAAUGCUCAAGUUAAACUAGAAACUGUAGAGAAGAAGCCAGAAAAGCCAAAUAAAAGAUGUGGCUACACCAACCUUCGUUGCUUUAUCAAUACACUGAGAAUUUUGCUUUGCAUUGGAAGAGCUUUCUUUCCUCAAAGAUUCAUUUGCCAAGGAAUUAUAAAGAACAUUCUCAGAAGCACCAAUCUUUCCGUGACGCUCAGUCUUGCAAGACCGUGACAAUACUUUUUUUGAAUUGAUCUCAGAUGAUGGAGAAGAAAAACUUUGAACUUUUUCAAAGUCUUCAGCAAGUUGACCGUGAUUGACGUUACAGAAGUUAGGAUCAGAAGUAGUUGGCAACUGGCGCAUCUGAUCAUCUUUGAUCUGCAAUUAGGAAAAAAUAUCAAAUCAAAUUCCACUACUUGGAUCCAUGCAUGAUGAUUAAACACAUAGAUUAUGUAAUACAAGUGGGAUUACCACAAAAGCAUCCAUAGUGCUACUAUCAUGGCCAUGACUCUGAAAGCCCUUCAAUUUGUUGAUCUUGGAAUCCUUAGCGCAUGGAGUGGUGAUAUUGACAUUCUUUGCAUC